GGAGGUCUCCCCUCCCACUCCCACUCCCCCUCCCCUCCUCCCUCUCCCUUCUGCAAUCACGAAGAGGAAGUGAUGACAGAUAGUUGGAGAGGACACAGGAAGCAUGUGUUCGUCCUGAGCGAAGCAGGCAAGCCUAUUUACUCUCGCUAUGGCAACGAGGAAGCGCUCUCGACGACGAUGGGUGUCAUGACGGCACUGGUGUCCUUCGUCCAGAGUGGGGAUGACACCAUCCGCUCCAUCCACUCAGAUGACCAUACAGUUGUCUUCAUGCAGCAAGGCCCUUUGGUGCUCGUUCUGGUAUCCAACAACAAGCAGUGCGAGCAUCAGCUGCACACCGAACUCCUGUACGUGCACUACCAGAUCGUCAGCAUGCUCACACAGGCCAGCAUCAACCGCAUCUUCGAACAGAAGCAGAACUACGACCUGCGUCGCCUCCUGACGGGCUCCGAGAGGACCCUGGACGGCCUGCUAGACCUCAUCGACCACGACCCCAGCUUCCUGCUCUCUGCGGUGCAGUGCGUGCCCCUGUCGUCUUCCCUGAGGGACUCCAUCAGCCAGGCCAUGCAGAGGGCCACCACUCCCAACUUGGUCUUCUCCAUCCUCAUUGCCAACAAUCAGCUGCUCACCAUUGUCCAGGAGAGGAUGGUUCUGGAGGACGCCAGGCUGAAGCCCAUCGACCUUCUCCUGGUGCUCAACUUCAUCACGUCCUCCUCAGCCUUCCACGGAGGAGAGAUCUGGACGCCGAUCUGCCUGCCACUCUUCAACGCCGACUGCUAUUUCUAUGCCUACGUGGCCUUCCUGGACCCUCCCGCUUGCACAGUGUGCCUUCUCCUCAUCACCACCGACCGCAAUGCGUUCUUCGCUGCGGCAGAGUGCAAGAGGAAGAUCGAGGAGAGCUUCAGGGCUCAGAAUGUUCUGGCUGACAUUGCAAGGGCUGAGUCCUACCAUGCCAGUCAGGUUGGCGUGCCAGACCUGAGGCACUUCAUGUACAUGCCCUUCAACAUUCCCGACAAACACCACCAGCUGCCACAGUUCACCAGCUCGUUGAUGGCGGAACCCUAUGUGGGGCGGGAGAGGACAAGGCUGCUUGAUCUGUAUAGAAACGUGCACAGCCGGAUACACAGCACCACGCCACCACUGAAAAUCAUCUAUCGUGUUUCAAAGAAGGAAGUUUUAUUUGCUUGGACUACAGAGAAGUUUGAGCUGUAUACCUGCUUUUGCCCUUUCGUGACGAAGGCAUCUGCCAUCAACCAUGUGACCAAACUACUGCGAUGGAUUAAAAAGGCAGAAGAUCGACUUUUCAUCCGUAGCCCUCCAAAGUACUCCACCGUACCCAGCACAAGAACAGGAGGCUCCAGUGAUAGACACGGCGGCUCCAACAGACAGGAGAAUCCUGAUGGAGGCCUUUCUCUCCUAUAAAACACUGUCUGGACUGCCAACACAUAUAGGCCUGUCACAGACAACCAAACUAGGCAAUUGCCUAGGGCCCCCAGCUGAAAGGGGACCCUCAGGUGUUAUGUACAUGACAGCGACAGCAAUGACAACUUUGUGAGUGAGGCAAAACCUAAUGACCGACAAGUGCAAUACUUCUAUAAAAAUCUCUCUUAAGGGGACCGCUCCACAAUAAUUUCAAGAGAAAAAAGGGACCCCAAGUAAGCCUUUGCAUAGGGCUCCCAAUUAGGCUACCAAAAUUGUAAUGGCCCUGAAUACAUAACAUCAGAAGUUUUGAGCAGAAUAGCGAGUGAUUGAUUCAGACAGGCCCAGGAAACCCAGUUUUACAUGAAGCUGGA
Engraulis encrasicolus (European anchovy) is the source of this 1790-nucleotide messenger RNA. RefSeq names its product MON1 secretory trafficking family member Ba (gene mon1ba). Gene Ontology annotation, cellular component: Mon1-Ccz1 complex. The annotation marks the transcript as partial. Gene Ontology annotation, biological process: vesicle-mediated transport; protein targeting to vacuole. The transcript has 4 exons. Lineage: Eukaryota; Metazoa; Chordata; Actinopteri; Clupeiformes; Engraulidae. The record is from RefSeq and is a predicted model, not a curated record.